CUGCCGCCUCCGCUGGCGCUCUCUGCUCCUGCCCGUUCCAGACGGCUGCGUCUUCCCUCUCGUGCAGUGCCAGCCGCAUCCCCGGGACACGAUGGUGAAGGUCGGAGUGAACGGAUUUGGCCGUAUUGGGCGCCUGGUCACCAGGGCUGCUUUUAACUCUGGCAAGGUGGAUGUUGUCGCCAUCAAUGACCCCUUCAUUGACCUCAACUACAUGGUCUACAUGUUCCAGUAUGAUUCCACCCAUGGCAAGUUCCAUGGCACUGUCAAGGCAGAGAACGGGAAGCUUGUCAUCAAUGGGAAAGCCAUCACCAUCUUCCAGGAGCGAGAUCCCGCCAACAUCAAAUGGGGUGAUGCUGGUGCUGAGUAUGUCGUGGAGUCCACUGGUGUCUUCACGACCUUGGAGAAGGCUGGGGCUCACUUGAAGGGCGGAGCCAAAAGGGUCAUCAUCUCUGCGCCCUCUGCUGACGCCCCCAUGUUUGUGAUGGGUGUGAAUCACGAGAGCUAUGAGAACACCCACACGAUCGUCAGCAAUGCCUCCUGCACCACCAACUGUUUAGCCCCCCUGGCCAAGGUUAUCCAUGACAACUUUGGCAUCGUGGAGGGACUCAUGACCACAGUCCACGCCGUCACUGCCACCCAGAAGACGGUGGAUGGCCCCUCCGGGAAACUGUGGCGUGACGGCCGUGGGGCUCUCCAGAACAUCAUCCCUGCCUCUACUGGCGCUGCCAAGGCCGUGGGCAAGGUCAUCCCUCAGCUGAAUGGGAAGCUCACUGGCAUGGCCUUCCGUGUCCCCACUGCCAACGUGUCAGUUGUGGAUCUCACCUGCCGUCUGGAGAAGGCUGCCAAAUAUGAAGACAUCAAGAGGGUGGUGAAGAAGGCAUCGGAGGGCCCCCUGAAGGGCAUCCUGGGCUACACUGAGGAUCAGGUUGUCUCCACCGACUUCAACAGUGACGCACACUCUUCCACCUUCGAUGCUGGGGCUGGCAUUGCUCUCAAUGACCACUUUGUCAAGCUCAUUUCCUGGUAUGACAAUGAAUAUGGCUACAGCAACAGGGUGGUGGACCUUAUGGUCCACAUGGCCUCCAAGGAGUAAGAGCCCCCAGGACCACCAGCCCCAGCGAGAACACAAGAGGAAAAGAGAGGACCUCAGCUGCUGGGGAGUCCCUGUCCCAACUCAGUCCCCCAACACACUGAGAAUAUCCCCUCCUUGGCAGUUUCCAUCCCAGACCCCCUAAAGAAGGGGAGGGGCCUAGGGAGCCCUACCUUGUCAUGUACCAUCAAUAAAAGUCCCUUGUACACAGCCAA
This is a messenger RNA of Cynocephalus volans (Philippine flying lemur), 1305 nucleotides long. It is a transcript of the gene GAPDH, whose product is annotated as glyceraldehyde-3-phosphate dehydrogenase. Gene Ontology annotation, molecular function: NAD binding; NADP binding; glyceraldehyde-3-phosphate dehydrogenase (NAD+) (phosphorylating) activity. Gene Ontology annotation, cellular component: cytosol. The transcript is spliced from 9 exons. The coding region runs from base 92 to 1093 and encodes 333 amino acids. Gene Ontology annotation, biological process: glucose metabolic process; glycolytic process. Lineage: Eukaryota; Metazoa; Chordata; Mammalia; Dermoptera; Cynocephalidae. The record is from RefSeq and is a predicted model, not a curated record.